AUGAAGCGUCAAGCCACAAAGGACGCCGGAGUUAUUGCUGGCUUGAACGUUUUGCGUAUCAUCAACGAGCCGACCGCAGCAGCUAUCGCCUACGGUCUUGACAAGAAGGCAACCAGCGUUGGAGAGAAGAACGUCUUGAUCUUUGAUCUUGGUGGUGGUACUUUCGACGUCUCCCUUCUCACCAUUGAAGAAGGUAUCUUCGAAGUGAAGUCAACAGCCGGAGAUACCCAUCUUGGUGGUGAAGAUUUCGACAACAGAAUGGUUAACCACUUUGUGCAAGAGUUUAAGAGGAAGAACAAGAAGGAUAUUAGCGGUAACCCGAGAGCUCUUAGGAGGUUGAGAACAGCUUGCGAGAGAGCAAAGAGGACUCUUUCUUCCACCGCUCAGACCACCAUCGAGAUUGACUCUCUGUUUGAAGGAAUUGAUUUCUAUUCUCCAAUCACCCGCGCUAGAUUCGAGGAGCUUAACAUGGAUCUCUUCAGAAAGUGUAUGGAGCCUGUCGAGAAGUGUCUCCGUGAUGCCAAGAUGGACAAGAGCACAGUGCAUGAUGUUGUCCUUGUCGGUGGUUCUACUCGUAUCCCCAAGGUUCAGCAAUUGCUCCAAGACUUCUUCAACGGCAAGGAGCUCUGCAAGUCUAUCAACCCCGAUGAGGCUGUGGCAUAUGGUGCAGCCGUUCAGGCUGCGAUUCUAAGCGGUGAAGGAAACGAGAAAGUUCAAGACCUUCUCUUGCUUGAUGUCACGCCUCUCUCCCUUGGUCUUGAAACCGCUGGUGGUGUCAUGACCACUUUGAUCCAGAGAAACACGACGAUCCCGACCAAGAAGGAACAGGUCUUCUCUACCUAUUCAGACAACCAGCCAGGUGUGUUGAUCCAAGUCUACGAAGGUGAGAGAGCCAGAACCAAGGACAACAACCUCCUCGGUAAAUUCGAGCUAUCUGGAAUCCCUCCGGCUCCACGUGGUGUCCCACAGAUCACGGUCUGCUUCGACAUUGAUGCGAAUGGUAUCCUCAACGUCUCUGCCGAGGACAAGACAACCGGGCAGAAGAACAAGAUCACCAUCACUAACGACAAGGGUCGUUUGUCCAAGGACGAGAUUGAGAAGAUGGUUCAGGAAGCGGAGAAGUACAAGUCCGAAGACGAGGAGCACAAGAAGAAGGUUGAGGCCAAGAACGCUCUUGAGAACUACGCUUACAACAUGAGGAACACGAUCCGUGACGAGAAGAUCGGAGAGAAGCUCCCGGCUGCAGACAAGAAGAAGAUUGAGGACUCAGUUGAGGAGGCAAUCCAAUGGCUUGAUGGUAACCAAUUGGGUGAAGCAGACGAGUUUGAAGACAAGAUGAAGGAGUUGGAGAGUGUUUGCAAUCCAAUCAUCGCGAAAAUGUACCAAGGAGCUGGGGGUGAAGCAGGUGGUCCCGCCGCUGGAAUGUACGACGAUGAAGCUCCUCCAUCCUCAGGCGGUGCUGGCCCCAAGAUCGAGGAAGUCGACUAA
This is a messenger RNA of Thlaspi arvense, 1488 nucleotides long. The record is from the annotation of a GenBank genome assembly. Lineage: Eukaryota; Viridiplantae; Streptophyta; Magnoliopsida; Brassicales; Brassicaceae.